AUGCCGGCCAUGCUGGAGGAUCCAGAGUCGCCAGUGAUUUACCGGCAAUCGGGACCGGCGCCGUACCCAACCUCAGACAACCCGCAGAUCCCUUCUUCGAUCUUCCCCCGGCCUGUCACUCUCCGCGAUCGCGCUACUGUUGCUACUCUGAUUCCAUUCUUUUCCCCGGAUGCGGUGCCCAAGAGGCUCCUCGGCUACCUGGCCGACAAUCUCAACCAAGAGAUAGAACGUGGCGACACGUAUCCCAUGAUUGACCCUCUGCCCGUGGAAAAAUUCGGCCCUUAUUGGUUUGGCAAUUUCGCGGCGAUUAUGGUUCUCGGCGACAUUGGCGGCGUCGAAGCGGUCGCCGAGAUGGAUCGCAACGGCGCCGACUGGAACAAACUCUGCCUGGGCAGCUUUUACGUCAAACCCAACUACCCUGGUCGGAGCAGUCAUGUGUGCAAUGGCGGGUUUCUGGUCACGCCCGCCGCGCGCAACAAAGGGGUCGGCAAAUCGAUGGGUCAGUGUUACCUAGACUGGGCGCCUCAGUUGGGCUACACAUAUUCGGUUUUCAACCUCGUAUACGAGACAAACACGGCUUCCACCCGGAUUUGGGACUCGCUAGGGUUCAAGCGCAUUGGACGAGUUCCUGGGUGUGGCCACCUGAAGUCGUCCAGCGAACCGGUCGACGCGAUCGUCUACGGCAGAGACCUCAAGGCGGAGGGAGAGACAGAUCAAUCCGAGGAGCGCUUCGACAAGAUUCGCUACUAUCUAAGACAUCAGCUCUAUCCCCAGGGGGCCGAUCGGUCGGAGAAAAGCCGACUCAGGAGUGCUGCGACGCACUAUAAACUGGUAGGUGGUCAGGAGGGGGUGCCGGAAAAGUUGUUUUUGAAGGACAAGGAAGUCAUUUCCGAUCCUCAAGCCCAGUACGAAAUCGCCAAACAAAUCCACGAUCAAGCUCACGGGGGGAUCAAUAAGACCACGGCCAUCAUUGCGACCAAGUACCACUGGAUCCGGAUCAAGGAGACAGUCAGCCAUGUGAUCAAGAACUGCCCGGAUUGCAAGGACGUGAACAAGCCGCCGAUGAUCCGCGCGGAGAACAGACCUGGCCGAAGUAAGACGAUCGACGAGGCUCCGGCCACGUUAUCGGAAGUAAACCAACCCGCCCCGGCGCCCGAGGUGCAGCCCGCGCCCGAAGAGAGCCUGCCGACAAACGAUAUACCCAAUCACGCGUUCACAGCCAUCCAGCAGCCGAUGGAUCUGGCCGGCGAGCACCUCAGCGACCCCAAUGCCCAUCUCCACUCGUACGACGAGAUGGCGAUUGACCCGCAGAUCAUCGAGCAGAUCCAGGCCAUGGCCAACGAAUAUGACCAAAACGCUCACGCCUAUGUCCAGGCGGGCAUGCCUACGUUUGCGGAUCCUUCUCACCUGCAGCCUCAUCACGACCCACACGACUUCCACCCUCAGCCGUCGGACCAUCCAUUUAUGAAUGACACUAACCAGGCCAUGUUAGGCCACGAUCAUGUCAUGAAUGACGGAGGACCAGGGACCGGGCUAAGUAAUAUGCAACCCAUGCAACACGUGCUGCCGAUGGAUUAUAUUGAUCCUUCCUCCAAUCCACCGUUCAAACUGGAGCAAUAG
This is a messenger RNA of Capronia epimyces CBS 606.96, 1620 nucleotides long. RefSeq names its product acetyltransferase. The transcript has 2 exons. The record is from RefSeq and is a predicted model, not a curated record. The coding region runs from base 1 to 1620 and encodes 539 amino acids. Gene Ontology annotation, molecular function: acyltransferase activity, transferring groups other than amino-acyl groups. Lineage: Eukaryota; Fungi; Ascomycota; Eurotiomycetes; Chaetothyriales; Herpotrichiellaceae.